Hordeum vulgare subsp. vulgare (domesticated barley) is the source of this 1380-nucleotide messenger RNA. Its product is annotated as translation initiation factor IF-2-like. The transcript has a single exon. The record is from RefSeq and is a predicted model, not a curated record. The coding region runs from base 186 to 1205 and encodes 339 amino acids. NCBI's taxonomy places the organism in Eukaryota, Viridiplantae, Streptophyta, Magnoliopsida, Poales, Poaceae.
GAACAAGCCAUGCAUUCCAUCCAUCACCAUGCCAUGCCAAGCACCUAAAUAAAUACACGAGUACGCAUCAUGCCAACCUUCCCAACACAUCUCAUCUCUCCCGGCCGCAGUUCACAACCACCAUCAACCAAGCAAUCCAUCCAUCCAUCACAACGUCCACCACGUUUCCCUGCCUACGCUUCCUCAUGGCGGCCGCCACCAACACCAAGCAGAAGCAGCAGCAGCAGCCUCCGCCUCCGGCGGGAGGACAGCCGGUGGUCGUGGACCCCAAGUUCGAGUGGGCGGAGAAGGCUGGGGGCUACGUGCUGCGCAUCACCCUCCAAGGGUUCAAGAAGGGUGACUUUCGGGUGCAGGUGGACGGCGCCGGCAGGCUCACCGUGAGCGGGGCGAGGCCGGGCACCACCCCCGGAUCCCUGCACAAGGUCUUCCAGCUUCCCUCCACCGCCAGCCUCGACGACAUCGCCGGCCGCUUCGAGGCUGGCGUGCUCACGCUCACCGUGCCCAAGCGCGCGUACUCUGGUGUCCCGGCGCCGACAAGCGUCGAGGAGAUUAAGAGGGAUAAACCUGGUGUGGUCAAGGAUGACGGUGCCCCCUCCACCCCCGUCGUCACGCCGCCGGCAAACAAAGACGUCGCCGGCGAGGAAAAGAAGGCGGCCGGCGGCAUGAAGUCCAAGGAAGAGAUCGGCAAGGAGGAGGAUGUGUCCAAGAAGGCCAUGGACGAGGCCGCGAUGAAGGCUCAACAGCAGAAGCAACCGGAAGAAGCCAGCAAACAGAAGGAAGAGCAGCAAAAGCUAGCACCAGAACCAGAGGCGAAGAAGGAGCAAGAAGUGAAGCCUAAGGCUCCCCAGGCGGCAGCUCCGGCGGCACCCGAGAAGCCGGCGCAGAAGCCGGAGGUUUUCAAUGGCGAGAAGGCGAAAGCGGUGGUCGACCAGGAGAGCCUGGCGGCGGUAGUGCGACGGCGCAGCGAGGAAGAGAAAGCUAAGGCUGCGGCCGCUGCGAUGGAAGCCAAGGCGGUGCUGGAGAAGAAGGCCACGGCGUGCGGCGGCUGGAAAGAGCGCGUGGCAGGGGGGCUGGAGCAGCUGACGGACAUGAAAUGGGCGGACAAUGUGGUGGAGAAGGCAAGGAACAACAAGGAGGUGAUCGCCAUCGCCAUCGCUGCUUUCUCGGUCGGCUUCUUCGUCUCCCAGAAGCUAUUCAGGAAGUGAGCAGCAAUACAUAUGAACAAACAUGUCACGUACACGAACAAGUGGGUAAAUGUGUACUGAAGUAAAGUUAUUUGUGUGAUUAAAGUGUACAUUUACAGCCGAAAAAACAUGUGAAGUUAUUUGUGUAAGCAAAGUAUGUACAUUGGCGCAACAAUCAUAUCUGGCUACAACCGAA